CGUAUAAGAAAAGCAUGAGAUCCAUCAUCACAGUUCCAAUUAUCAAAUGAGACAAGAUUUAAGGAAACAGGAUCAAAUUAGUUUAUCCCAAGUUCAAUAAAAUCCGCCUCUCAAGUCUCAAUGGUCGCGACACGAGCGCAACUGAUAUGGAUCCCGUCUUCGGGAGUAGGCCACUUGGUGUCGGCGGUGGAGAUCGCGAAGCUCCUCGUCGAACGGGAUGAUCGCCUAUCCAUCACCUUGCUUGUGUUGAACCCGCCACGCGCCUCCAAGUCCAACCCGUUUGCGGAACUCCUUGCCUCCGUCUCCUCCUCCACCGCCUCCGCUGCAAAGUCACAGAUCCGCUUCCAAGAGCUGCCCUACGAAGAUGAUCCUUCUGGCCUCGGUGCCAAGUCCAACAUGAGCCUAGCUGAACGUCACAAGCCCCAGGUGCGAGCAGCCGUGGCUGAACUCACCCGUGCCCUCGACUCUCCCCCUCUUGCCGGGUUCAUUAUCGACAUGUUCUGCACCCCGAUGAUCGACGUCGCUAAUGAGUUUGGAGUCCCCAGCUACAUGUUCUUCACUUGUAGUGCCGCUUUCUUAGGCUUCAUGUUCCAUGUCCUGGCCUUACAGGACGACGAGGGGAAGGACUUAUCUGAGUUUAAGGACUCGGAUGCCAAGCUGGACAUCCCGACUCUCGUAAACCCACUUCCCGCCAAGGUUUUCCCGACUGUUGUGCUAGAUGAAGAACAUCGGGUUUGGUUUCUUGGUGCUGCUAGGAGGUUCCGGGAAACCAAGGGCAUCGUGAUAAAUUCGUUCGAGAAGCUUGAACCAAACGCAUUGAAAUCCCUCCUGGGAGAUGACAAGAUCCCGCCGGUUUACCCUGUCGGUCCGAUACUGAACCUCGAGGUAACUGGCCGGUCCGACAAGAGUUCGGAAAUACUCAGCUGGCUCGAUGCCCAGCCUAGUUCAUCAGUGGUGUUCCUAUGCUUCGGGAGCGUCGGGAGUUUCCACGAUGACCAGGUGAAUCAGAUUGCCCAUGGACUCGAGAAGAGCGGGCAUCGCUUCCUGUUGUCCCUGCGCAGACCCCCGCCCACGGGCAUGCUCAGGGCAUACCCAGAGGAAUACGAAAACCUGGCCAAAGUUCUCCCUGAGGGAUUCCUGGAACGGACCUCCGAGAGGGGUAAAGUGAUCGGAUGGGCCCCGCAGGUAGAGGUGCUGGCCCACCCGUCGGUUGGUGGGUUCGUGACGCAUUGCGGGUGGAACUCAACCCUGGAAAGCCUGUGGUUUGGCGUCCCCAUCGCAGCCUGGCCUCUGUAUGCGGAGCAGCAGUUCAAUGCAUUCAUGAUGGUGGUGGAGCACGGGAUGGCGGUAGAGGUGAAGAUGGACUACAGGAACGACUUAGGAAUGGAGACCAAGGAGAUCGUGGACUCCGAAGUGAUCGAGAAAGCGGUGCAGAAGCUGAUGAAGGCCGACGGCCAUGACGAGAAGAAGGAGAAAGUGAGGCAAAUGAGUGAAAGGAGUAGGGAGGCACUAGCAGAAGGCGAUUCAUCUCAUUUAGCGAUAGGGCGUUUUAUCGGUGAUGUCUUCAAGAACAUCCCGUGAGCAAGCUGAAUGAGCGGCAAUAUGAAGCAAGGCACUGGAGUAUAUCCGUUUAUCACACACAAACAAGGGCAAUUUCUGACUAGAGGCUAAUAUACAUAUCUUCUUCUUCGUUUUUCUCCAAAAUCAAUCGACAUAGGUAUGUCCAUGCCAAUAUCAACGGCUUUAGACUUAGCAGUUUCGAGUAUAAACGAUUAUAUGUAACAAAUGUUGUCCAAGCUGAUUCAUAGUUUCAAAAGAUAGUGUAGCGUAGUGGCACACGUUCUCACUUA
Molecule: messenger RNA, 1850 nt
Organism: Punica granatum (pomegranate)
Lineage: Eukaryota; Viridiplantae; Streptophyta; Magnoliopsida; Myrtales; Lythraceae
Source: RefSeq, a predicted model, not a curated record